This is a messenger RNA of Trichomonas vaginalis G3, 7335 nucleotides long. Its product is annotated as SEL-1-like protein family. NCBI's taxonomy places the organism in Eukaryota, Parabasalia, Trichomonadida, Trichomonadidae. Gene Ontology annotation, molecular function: protein binding. The coding region runs from base 1 to 7335 and encodes 2444 amino acids. The record is from RefSeq and is a predicted model, not a curated record. The transcript has a single exon.
AUGUCUGAUGGGGACCCUAAUCUAGAAAAUAUCCCAUCAGAUCCAUAUCAAUUGUACCUUCUAGCUCGAAAAUAUGAGGAAGGUGACGAAAAUACCGAAAAAGAUUUGGAUAAAUCUGUAAAAUAUUAUAAGAUUUGUGUAAAAGCAAAUGAAGCACACGCCAAACAUCGUCUUGGAUUAUUAUAUAUGAAAGGAAUUGGUGUUAAAAAGAAAACACAAAAAGGCUGCGAAUUAAUAAAACAAUCAGCAGAACAAAACAACGAAGAUGCCUACCCAGAUUACGCAGAUUUACUUCUACAUGGAAUUCACUUCAAAGAAAACAAACAACUCGCGUUAAAUUAUUACAGAUUAUCAGCUGAAAACGGAAAUGUAGAAGCUAUGUUUCAAAUUGGUAUGAUGCUGAAAAAUGGUAUCGGUGUAGAACAAAAUUAUCCCGAAGCUUUGAAAUACUAUAAGAUGGGCGCUGAAAAAGGUGAUCCAUUGAGUCAAAACAACUAUGCUUUGAUGUUAAAGCAAGGUUUAGGCACGAAAAAGAACAAAGCAGAAGCAAUCAAAUACUUUUUACUUGCAGCAAAUCAAAACGAACCUAAUGCGCAAAAUUCUUACGGUAUUUGCCUCAAAAAUGGCUAUGGAGUUCCAAAAAACGCUCGUUUAGCUGCCAAAUACUUCCAAAUGGCCGCUGAGCAAGGAAAUCCUGAAGGACAAAACAACUACGCGUGGAUGUUAAAAAAUGGUUGCGGAAUUGAAAAGGAUUCAAAGAAAGCUGUCGAAUACUACAAACUCUCUGCCGAACAGAUGAACACAAACGGCAUGAACAACCUCGCUACAAUGCUUUGCGCAGGAAUUGGUGUCGAACAAAAUAUUGAAGAAGCGGCACAACUGUUCAAGCAAUCAGCGGAUCAAGGUAAUCAAUAUGCACAAAACAACUACGGAUAUAUGCUUGAUAAUGGUAUAGGAGUUGAGCGCGAUAUAGUUUUGGCAUCAAAAUAUUAUAAAUUAUCUGCAUCGGCAGGGAAUAAUGACGCUGAAUUUAAUCUCGCCUUACUAUUUAAGAAUGGUUCUGGUAUUCCUAUGAAUAAAUACGAGGCUGCAAGAUACAUGAAAUUAUCAGCUGAUUCAGGAAACGCAGAUGCAAGGUUUACGUAUGGUAAUAUGCUUCAGUCCGGUGAAGGAUGCACGAAGGAUGAAAGGAUAGCCGAAGAAUACAUUCAGUUAGCUGUAAAUGAAUCUGCUGAUUCAAGAUUCAUCUCACAUGGUGUAUUUGCGUCUGGUCCUGGGUUGUCACAACAGAAAGAAGCCAUAAGAGGUGUCAAAUGGUCACACGAUACUGGUAAUACUGAAAGAAAAAUUAGAUUUGAAGAAAUUCCUCUUAAAGAAGGCGAAAUACAUCAAGAUCUUCCACAAGCAGCAUCAUAUAUGAAGAAUGCUGCUGAUAAUGGUCAUAUAGAGGCUUCCAGAGAAUAUGCCAAUAUGAUAAUGAAAGGAGAAGGCGUAGAACAAGACUUAAGUGAAGCAGAAAAAUAUUUCAGAACAGCUGCUGACCAAGACGAUACAGAAAGCCAAGUUUCUCUCGGUAAAUUAUUAUUAACAGAUGACGAACCAAGCAGACAAGAAGAAGGUAAGCAAUAUCUUCUCAAAGCCAGCUCAAGAAACAAUUCAGAAGCUUACUUCGAGCUUUCCAAGACGAGAGAUAUUAAAUCUCAAGAAUAUCUUCUCAAAGCAGUCGAACUUGGUAAUCAAUAUGCUAUUGUUGAGUACGCCAAGCAAUGCCAAGCAGGAGAAAUCCAAGGAAAGACACCAGAAGAAGCAAUCAAAUUAUUCAAAGAAGCAGCAGACCAAGGAAAUGCAGAAGGAGCAUACAAAUAUGGUAUGUAUCUUAAAGAGAAAGGCGAAUAUCCAGAAGCAGCCAAAUAUUUCGGAAUUGCAGCAAAUUUGAAUCAUAUCGAAGGCCAAUACGAACUUGCAUCAGCAUUAAAUGCAGGAAGAGGUGUUGACUUCGAUGGCGAAGAAGCCCAGUACUAUUUCAAAGAAGCUGCUGAUCAAGAACACAAUAUUUCCCAAUUUUUGUAUGGUUUGUUGAUGGAUACAGGAUGUGGUGGCGAAGUUGACCAGGAUGAGUCAACAAAAUACGUGUUGAUGGCUGCAGGUAAUGGAAAUGAAGAAGCAAGAGACCAUUUGCACGUAAUAAGAGAAUGCCACAAAGAAAACAAAGUCAACGAAAUCGCUUUACAAAAAUUAAGUGACCUUGGAAAUGUAUUGGCGAAAUUAAUGCUCGGAAAACUUUAUGCAAGCCAAAUAAGAGAAAAACCUGAACUAAAAGAUGAAGCCAUUAAAUUACUCAAAGAAGCUUGCGAUCACAAUAUUCCUGAAGCUUUUUACGAAUUGGGAAAGUUACUUUACAAUUUAGCAAAAAGUGACAAAGAAAAAGAAGAAGCCAAAGAACUUUUACAAAAAGCAGCUGAUAUGGGUGAUGAAAAUGCCAUUGCCUUGUUGAAGCAGAUACGCCAGGACGAGGAGAAGAAGAGAAAACAAGCAGAAGCAUUAGAAAAAAAGAAAUUCAUGGAAGAACAAAGAAAAGCAGAAGCAGCAAGAAGAGCAGAAGCAAAGAAACUCGCGGAUCAAAAGAAAAAGGAAGAAAUGGAAAAGAAGAAAGAACAGGAGAAACAAGCUGCUCAACAACUCGAUGAAUUAAGAAAGAAAAUGGCUGAAGAACAAAAACAAAAAGAGGAAGAAGAAAAAAUUAAAGCUGAACAAGAAAAACUAAAGAAAUUACAACAAAAGGAAAAAGAAAAUGAAGAAGAAGACGAAGAAGAAGAGGAAGAAGAUGAAAAUGAUGUUCGUGUUGUUAAAAUAGAACAAAAUAACAAGAAAUCAAAUGAAAGCCAAUACGAUGAAGAAGAAGAAUAUGAUGAUAAUGAUGUAAAAAGACUUUCUGAAAUUGAUAGUGAGAAAACUACUUCGAAAUCAAUGGAUUUGUUGAAUACUGAUGUAGAAUAUGGUGAUGAAAGUUACGAAAUACAAGUAACUGAAUACGAAGAAGAAGACGAAAUCGAAAAACAACAAAAUAAGAAGAAAGAAAAUACUAAAAAUAAUGAUUCUGAAGAAGAAGAUGAAGAAGAUAACAACGAAAUUAAAGUCAUAAAUCAAAAUAAAGAAGAAAAACAAAAGAAGGAUAAAAGUGAUGAAGAAGAAGACGAAGAAGAUAAUGAAGAAAUCAAAGUCAUCACUGAAAAACAAGAAGAACAACUACAUAAAGAUAAAGAUUCUGAAGAAGAAGAUGAAGAAGAUAAUGAUGAAAUCAAAGUUGUUGAAAAAAAAUCAUCAAGUAAGAAAGAAAGUGAUGAAUCAGAAGAAGAAGAUAAUGAUGAAAUUAAAGUUAUCAAUGAAAAUGAUGUAGAAAAACAACAAAAUAAUAAAGAAAGCGAUGAAUCAGAAGAAGAAGAUAAUAAUGAUAUUAAGGUUAUAAAUCAAAAGGAAAAGAAAGAAGAGAAUAAAGAAAGUGAUAAUGAAGAAGAAGAACAAAGUCAAAGUGUAAUAAUUGAAGAACAAAACAAACAAGAAGAUUCAAAGAAAGAAAUGAAUGAAAAUGAUUCUGAUUAUGAUGAUUAUUCUGAUAAUGACGAAUCAAAGUUGAAAGAAAAUGAAGAGGCUAAAAAGAAAGCCGAAGAAGAAGCUCGUUUAAAGGCCGAAGAAGAAGCAAGAAAGAAAGCUGAAGAAGAAGCCAGAUUAAAAGCUGAAGAAGAAGCCAGAUUAAAAGCUGAAGAAGAAGCCAGAUUAAAAGCUGAGGAAGAAGCCAGAUUAAAGGCUGAGGAAGAAGCAAGACUUAAGGCUGAAGAAGAAGCUCGUUUGAAAGCCGAAGAAGAAGCAAGGCUCAAAGCUGAAGAAGAAGCAAGACUUAAGGCUGAAGAAGAAGCCAGAUUAAAAGCCGAAGAAGAAGCAAGAAAGAAAGCUGAAGAAGAAGCUCGUAUCAAAGCUGAAGAAGAAGCAAGGCUCAAAGCUGAAGAAGAGGCCAGAAAGAAAGCUGAGGAAGAAGCAAGACUCAAAGCCGAAGAAGAAGCAAGACUUAAGGCUGAAGAAGAAGCUCGGUUAAAGGCCGAAGAAGAAGCUCGGUUAAAGGCCGAAGAAGAAGCUCGUUUGAAAGCUGAAGAAGAAGCCAGAUUAAAAGCUGAGGAAGAAGCAAGAAAGAAAGCCGAAGAAGAAGCUCGUAUCAAAGCUGAGGAAGAAGCAAGAAAGAAAGCCGAAGAAGAAGCUCGUAUCAAAGCUGAGGAAGAAGCAAGAAAGAAAGCUGAGGAAGAAGCUCGUUUGAAAGCUGAAGAAGAAGCCAGACUCAAAGCCGAAGAAGAAGCAAGACUUAAGGCUGAAGAAGAAGCUCGGUUAAAGGCCGAAGAAGAAGCUCGUUUGAAAGCUGAAGAAGAAGCCAGACUCAAGGCUGAAGAAGAAGCCAGAUUAAAAGCUGAAGAAGAAGCUCGUAUCAAAGCUGAAGAAGAAGCUCGUAUCAAAGCUGAAGAAGAGGCCAGAAAGAAGGCUGAAGAAGAAGCUCGUUUAAAGGCCGAAGAAGAAGCAAGAAAGAAAGCCGAAGAAGAAGCAAGGCUCAAAGCUGAAGAAGAAGCAAGAAAGAAAGCUGAAGAAGAAGCCAGAAAGAAGGCUGAAGAAGAAGCCAGAUUAAAAGCUGAAAAAGAAGCUCGUAUCAAAGCCGAAGAAGAAGCCAGACUCAAAGCUGAGGAAGAAGCAAGAAAGAAAGCCGAAGAAGAAGCUCGUAUCAAAGCUGAGGAAGAAGCAAGAAAGAAAGCCGAAGAAGAAGCUCGUAUCAAAGCUGAGGAAGAAGCAAGAAAGAAAGCCGAAGAAGAAGCUCGUAUCAAAGCUGAGGAAGAAGCUCGUAUCAAAGCUGAGGAAGAAGCCAGAAAGAAAGCCGAAGAAGAAGCUCGUUUAAAGGCCGAAGAAGAAGCUCGUUUGAAAGCUGAGGAAGAAGCCAGACUCAAAGCUGAGGAAGAAGCAAGAAAGAAAGCUGAGGAAGAAGCAAGAAAGAAAGCUGAAGAAGAAGCUCGUUUGAAAGCUGAAGAAACCAAUUCUCAAAAAGGUUCUGAUGGAAAUCAAGGCCAAGAAAGUGAAACAGUUAAGUCAAGAGAUGUUGAUUUCGAUUUCCAACCAGAACAAGAAGAAAAGACAUCUCCAGAGAAAUCGAAGAAGCCUAAAAAGAUGUCACACAAAUCGGCGAAAGCAUUCAAAGACGAAGAAGAGAAAAAGAACUAUGAGCGAGAUUUAAGAAGACAACGCAGAGAACAGGCUCGUCUUGAGAAAGAACGAGAACAAGAACUUCUUAAAGAGCAAGAAAGGCGUAUGAAAGAAGAAGAGGAAGAACUCGAAAAACUCAGGCAACAACAAGAAGAACAAGCCAAAUUAGAGAAAAAACGUCUUGAAAAGCAGAAAGAACUUGAUGAAAUUGAGCGACAAAAGAAGAAAGAAGAAGAACGACUUCGAAAGGAAGAAGAAGAGAAAAAGAAAGAAGAAGAGCGAAUUGCAAAUCUUAAGAAACGUGAAGAAGAGCAGAAACUUGAAGAUGAAGAACGAUUGAAACAAAUGCAAUCUCUUUCACGUGAAGAACGAAGAAGACUGCGUGAAGAACAACGACUUGCUAAGAAACAUGCGGAUGAAGAAGCAGCAAAGAAAGCAGAAGAAGAACGAAUCAAACGAGAACAAGAAGAAAAACUUGAAUCAGAACGACACCAAAAAGAAGAAGAAACUAAAAAGAAACAAAAACAAAAAGAAGAAGAAGAUAAAAAGAAGAAAGAAGAGGAAGAUAAAUCGAACAACUCCGAUGAUGCAGAAGAAGAAAUUGAUCCAAAUGGAUCUCCAUUCGAAAACAUUUCUUUCGAUGCAUCAAACUUAUCAAUCACACAAGACAUCAACAUGCAACCAGAAAUCACCGCAGAAACACGCUCCAUGGAAAUCGAAAAAGUCCACCGACGAGCAGCUAAUAGUGGUGAUUCUGGUGCACAAGUCAAACUUGCAAUUAUCAAAUUGAACAGUGGUGAACGGCAAGAAGCAUUAGAUUUGUUGCGAAUUGCAGCAGAAAACGACAACGAAGCUGCAGAAUUCAUGCUUAAAAAGUUCUCACAAGAAGAUUGUGAUGACGAACAAGCGAUGCGAGAAACAGCAGAAUAUUUCAGGAAACUGGCCGAUGAUGACAACGACAUCGAUGCACAAUAUAUCUUUGGUUUCAUGGCACAACACGGUUAUGGUAUGGAACAAGACAACGAGAUGGCCGAACGAUAUUUGCGUAUGUCCGCCGAUAACGGCAACAGCGAAGCACAAUAUAACAUUGCAGUUAUGUUAGAAGAAGGUGAUGGUGUUAACAAAGACAUCAGUGAAGCUGCCAAAUACUAUAAAAUGGCCGCCGACAAUGGUAACUUUUUAGCACAGUUCAACUAUGGUUUGUUACUUCAGAAAGGUCAAGGUGUUGCUAAAGAUUUAGAACGUGCGGCAUAUUACACUAAACUCUGUGCCGACAUUGGUGAUGCAGAAGGUCAAAACAACUACGGCAUCAUUCUGAAAAACGGCUUAGGUGUUAAAAAAGACGUUAUUUUAGCCGCAAAAUAUUUCAAGAUGUCAGCAGAUCAAGGUAAUGCCUUAGGCAUGAACAACUACGCAUUGAUGUGUUGUUCAGGAAUUGGUGUUCGAAGGAACUACGACACCGCCGCUAAAUAUUUCAAGAUGGCUGCCGAGAAAGGCAACAUUUACUCAUUGAACAACAUCGGUUUGAUGCUUCGAAAAGGCACAGGAAUGGAUAAAGAUCCAGUUGCCGCCGCGCAAUACUUCGAGAAAGCAGCCAUUUCAGGAGAAGUUGAUGCUAUGUACAACCUUGCAACCAUGUACUACAACGGCGAAGGAAUCAAACGUGACCGAAGGAAAGCAGUCCAACUUAUCAAGAUGGCGGCCGACCGAGGAAAUGUUAAAGCGAUUGUUCAAUUCGCAAGUUUCUGCAAACACGGAAAACUUGUUAAACAGAAUCUUGAAGAAGCAGCUAAAUACUACCGAAUGGCUACACAAAAAGACUCUGCGAAAGGAGAGUUGAUGUACGGGCUUAUGCUUAAGAAUGGUACAGGUGUUGACCAGAAUCUUGAUAAAGCAGCAAAGCAUCUUAAACAUUCAGCCGAUAAAGGAAAUGCAGACGCGAUGAUGUAUUACGCCCAAAUGGCACAGAAAGGUCAAGGUACUAAGAAGGAUCUUGUCCAAGCAGCAUUUUACUACAAGAUGGCCGCCGAUAAAGGAAACACGCGAGCAUUGUCAGCAUAUGAGAAACUUUAUGCAGUUCUCGUCGAAAACAAGAUGAUUUAA